AUGGAUGGAUGUGUGGGUAACGGAUGCACUGUGCGAGUGAAUGUGUACGUGGGUGGGGGAGUGACCGGCGGCGCGCGCGGCUGCGCAGGCACGCCCACGGCGGAGCUGCCGGACCUGAAGGAGUUCCCGGAGCCGCCGCUGGACCUGAGCGCGGAGUCCGUGCCGGUGGAGGACCCUUCCAAGAGCGAGGAGGCGCUCGAGUCCGGCCAGCGCCAGUACUCCCUGGCGGACUUCGAGCUCAUCCGAGUGAUCGGACGCGGCAGCUACGCUAAGGUGCUCAUGGUGGAGCUGCGCAAGACGCGGCGCAUCUACGCCAUGAAGGUCAUCAAGAAGGCGCUCGACAUCGACUGGGUGCAGACGGAGAAGCACGUGUUCGAGACGGCGUCGAACCACCCGUUCCUGGUGGGUCUGCACUCGUGCUUCCAGACGCCCUCGCGCCUGUUCUUCGUGAUCGAGUUCGUGCGCGGCGGGGACCUCAUGUUCCACAUGCAGCGCCAGCGCCGCCUGCCCGAGGAGCACGCGCGCUUCUACGCCGCCGAGAUCUCGCUCGCGCUCAACUUCCUCCACGACAAGGGUAUUAUCUACCGAGACCUCAAGCUGGAUAAUGUGCUCCUAGACCAUGAAGGCCAUAUCAAACUGACAGACUAUGGCAUGUGUAAAGAAGGCAUCCGACCAGGCGACACCACAUCAACCUUCUGUGGCACCCCUAACUACAUCGCCCCUGAGAUUUUGAGGGGUGAAGACUAUGGCUUCAGUGUUGAUUGGUGGGCCCUUGGAGUUUUACUCUACGAGAUGCUGGCAGGACGCAGUCCAUUUGACAUUGCUGGAGCAUCCGAAAACCCUGACCAGAACACAGAAGACUACCUCUUCCAAGUGAUCCUGGAGAAAACGAUCCGCAUCCCCCGGUCGCUGUCAGUGAAGGCGGCCUCUGUGCUUAAGGGCUUCCUUAACAAGAACCCGGCGGAUCGACUAGGUUGCCACCGGGACACUGGCUUCCUUGACAUUGUCAACCACCCAUUUUUCAAGAGCAUUGACUGGGAACUGCUGCACCGGAAGCAAAUCCCACCCCCUUUCCACCCGCAGCUGGAGUCUGAGGUGGACAUCGACAAUUUCGAUCCGCAGUUCACGCUGGAGCCGGUCCAGCUCUCGCCCGACGACCCAUGUACAGAAAUACGUACACUUCGGUUGAAGAACACAAAACUUGAGCAGAAGCAAGUGCCCCCUCCGUACAAGCCGCGCCUGGAGUCCGACCGCGACCUGGCCAACUUCCCGCCCGAGUUCACGGACGAGCCGGUGCAUCUGACGCCCGACGACGCGUGA
Molecule: messenger RNA, 1320 nt
Organism: Gryllus bimaculatus (two-spotted cricket)
Lineage: Eukaryota; Metazoa; Arthropoda; Insecta; Orthoptera; Gryllidae
Source: the annotation of a GenBank genome assembly